Kwoniella shivajii is the source of this 1317-nucleotide messenger RNA. RefSeq lists its product as uncharacterized. The record is from RefSeq and is a predicted model, not a curated record. Gene Ontology annotation, molecular function: beta-glucosidase activity. The transcript has 13 exons. The coding region runs from base 1 to 1317 and encodes 438 amino acids. Gene Ontology annotation, biological process: glucan catabolic process. Gene Ontology annotation, cellular component: extracellular region; cell surface. Lineage: Eukaryota; Fungi; Basidiomycota; Tremellomycetes; Tremellales; Cryptococcaceae.
AUGAGAUUGGUCUCUAUGAUCUUCACUUCACUUGUACUGGGUACAAUAAAGGCCUCGCCGACAUAUAGAGACAGAGGUACGGUACCAAGAUUAAGAAAUACGAUACCGUUGUCGAGUAGACAGGAUGAUCAGGGCUUUACGUGGGGUCAUGAACCCAUGAGAGGAGUGAACACAGGUGGAUGGUUGGUAUUAGAGCCCUGGAUAACACCCUCUCUGUUCAGAGAUAAACCAGAAUGGGUAGUGGACGAAUGGAGUUAUGGAGUUUAUAUGGGAUAUCAAAAUGAUACAAUGGGAGAAAUCAAACAACAUUGGAAUACAUGGUUUCAAUAUGCAGAACUGAAAGAUAUAGCAGCUGUCGGAUUAAAUACUAUACGUAUACAAAUAGGGUUCUGGUCAAUCAUACCGCUUGAAAAUGGAGAACCAUAUCUUAUCGGAGCGUACGAGUACCUGAAAAUGGCUGUGAAGUGGGCUGCCAAACUAAACUUGAAGGUGAUGAUAGAUCUUCACGGUGCACCGGGAGGACAGAAUGGAUGGGAUAAUAGUGGAUUUCGCAAUGUCCGAGAAUGGUUUUAUAACGAUACAAACAUUUCAAGAACUUUAACAGCAAUCCAAAUCUUAACAAGCGAAUUCACGAAAGAUGUAUACUCGAAUUCGGUUGUCGCUAUUGAGGUCCUUAAUGAACCGUUCCCAUAUAAUGCAAAUGAAGUGAACAUACUUAAAUCAUUUUAUCAAGCUGCAUAUCAAAGUAUAAGAGGAUCAUCAAAUGGGAAAAGGAUAGCUGUGGCUUUAGAUCAAGCAUAUCAAGGUUUAGGUGUCUGGGAAGGGUUUAUGCAAGAACCUGAUUAUCAUGAUGUCGCUAUGGAUACUCAUAUAUACUCCAUGUUCGACCUGAAUCUACUUUCGAUGGGUUAUAACGCCAAUCUAGAUUGGUACUGUGGUCAAGCAGAUUAUCUUCGACAAUCGAACAAUAUCCAUUGGACAAUAGUAGGCGAGUUCACACCGGCAAAUACAGAUUGUGCAUUUUGGUUGAACGGAAGAGGUAGAGGAGCGAGGUACGAUAAUACCCUAAAUACAUCAAAAGCACUCCAAUUUCCAGGUGAUUGUAGUGCGAAAACAGGAUCGGAUCCUUCAAAAUUCUCCGCUGAAUAUGUGGAUUAUCUGGCUAGAAGUUUCGAGAUUCAGAGUUGGGUUUAUGAGCAAGCUUCGGGAUAUGUAGUGUGGUGUUGGAAGACUGAACAAGCGGCAGAUUGGUCGAUGCAGACUGGCAUAACGUAUGGAUGGAUCCCAAGUCCGAUAACAGCCAAACCACAUGGGUGA